AUUGAGCCUAAUCAUCAGAUUCUGGUUAAUUAUAGAGUUGUAUUAAAUCAGAAUCAUUUACAUUUUAUAUUAUUUAUAUAUAAGAAAUCUCAGAUAACUGACGAAGCAGUGAUUUUCAAGUCCUAACCGUUACUAUGCUUUCCGCUUAUGAUAACAGGUGCCACUUCUGGAAUUCUUGGCCGGAGGUUGUCAAGGAAUUAUGCAGUAGGCCCAAUUAAUAGACCACGGUAUACACCAUGUCUCGGUCGAAAAGAGAGGACUUUUGGGCACAGAUUCACCAUAUCCUUCUGGAUUUGAGUACGAAGCUUGGAGACAUGCCCCGCGAUAUGGAGAGCCUUGAGGCCGACUACCUCUUUUUUUGCAACAUACCUGCAAAUGAAUCCGACGAGAAAAACACGCGUGUAAACGGUAAGUUUUGAUCGGUUAUCUACG
Truncatella angustata is the source of this 432-nucleotide messenger RNA. RefSeq lists its product as uncharacterized. The record is from RefSeq and is a predicted model, not a curated record. The transcript is spliced from 2 exons. Lineage: Eukaryota; Fungi; Ascomycota; Sordariomycetes; Amphisphaeriales; Sporocadaceae. The coding region runs from base 237 to 419 and encodes 60 amino acids.